AUGUCCAACCUGUUCAACAACGCCGCGGUUCCGACUACUCAAACUUCCUUUCAUACUCCAACAUCUCGAUUAUCAGUCGAUCAAGAGGUAAGGGCAGGGGCAGGAUGGACUGGGUACCACAGAGGACGCAAAGUAUUGUGGGGCCGAGAGGGAAUGGGCCCCAAGACAGAAGUCUAUGACGCAGAAAUGUUGGCUCUCUUACGGGCGUCAAUGCAAGCAAUGCGCUUCGCAAGGAAGGGAACCACCUUCAUUCCUACAUGGACAACAAGCAAUGACCGCGCCGAUGAUCUUGCAAAAGAAGCCGCCCGUCACAUUGACUCGCUUGCCGCAUCGUGUGCCAAUGCGCGUCGUCGAAAGGUGGAUCUGCUGAAGAAACGGACGGAGAUUUGGAGACCAGCUGCUCAAACCGGACGGUUCACACUCUCCUACCCCGUAAACACUUCACCACCACCACCCGUGAAGUAUAAGGUCGCCUCAUCCAGUGCCGCACAGGUCAUGGGUUUAUCGGAGAACACUACGCAUCGUUCAUACCUACCGAACCCACUAGUUGCCCUUGUGGGGAAUUGCGCCAAACUCGAACACAUGCGGGUACAUCUACAUGAAGUUCCUCAUAACCUUGUACCUAGCAAAAUUAUGGACACGGAGAAAGGAAUCAUGGCAUUGGUCAAGUUCAUUGAAAAGUCCAAUGUAUUCGAAAAGGAUAGACACAGGCACGAAGAAGAUGGUAUUGAGGAGCAAAUGAGAUAG
This is a messenger RNA of Suillus subalutaceus, 747 nucleotides long. RefSeq lists its product as uncharacterized. NCBI's taxonomy places the organism in Eukaryota, Fungi, Basidiomycota, Agaricomycetes, Boletales, Suillaceae. Bases 1 to 747 code for a protein of 248 amino acids. The record is from RefSeq and is a predicted model, not a curated record. The transcript is spliced from 3 exons.